AUGGCAACUGGAACGCGCCUUACGAACAAGGUCGCCCUCGUCACGGGCUCGUCCUCCGGCAUAGGGCGUGCCAUUGCUCUCCGCUACGUAGCUGAGGGCGCAAAGGUCGUGUGCGCCGACCUCUCGCCUGCAUUGCGCGUCGCUGUGCACAAGAAUCCCCCUGAUCAGGUGCCCGGAGGCCAGCCCACUCACGAGCUCAUCGGGCCUCAGAGCGCAGCCUUUGUGCAGACCGACGUCGGAGAUGCAGCUGCGGUCGAGAACGCAGUUAAAUUCGCGAUAGAGACAUUCGGUCGUUUAGAUAUCAUGGUGAACAACGCAGGCAUAAGCCCCGAGGCCACAACCCCAGCCAUGCUGCACGAGAUGCAGGAGGACAUCUGGGACAAGACCAUGCGCGUAAACGCAAAAUCCGUUUUCCUCGGGUGCAAGUUCGCCCUCAGGCAGAUGCUGGCCCAAGAGCCCCAUGAGAGCGCAUCGUACUGCGCCUCCAAGGGAGCGGUUUCAAGCCUCACCAGGCAGGUGGCCUUGGAAUAUGCAAAACACCGCAUCCAUUGCAAUGCCAUCUGCCCGGGGUUCACGGAUACGGCCAUGUUUGAGGACACGACAGCUCAUGGGCCGUCUCCGGAUGUGUUCGCCGAUCGACAUCCUUUCGGGGGUGUGGGCACGCCAGAGAACGUUGCCAAACUGGCCGUAGUGCUGGCCAGCGAUGAUGCGAGCUGGCUUACGGGUGUGAAUCUGCCUGUUGAUGGGGGCUAUGUCGUGCGGUAG
Molecule: messenger RNA, 765 nt
Organism: Diaporthe citri
Lineage: Eukaryota; Fungi; Ascomycota; Sordariomycetes; Diaporthales; Diaporthaceae
Exons: 3
Coding region: 1-765 (254 amino acids)
Molecular function (GO): oxidoreductase activity, acting on the CH-OH group of donors, NAD or NADP as acceptor
Source: RefSeq, a predicted model, not a curated record